AUGGAGCUGAAUUAUGUAAUAAGUGCAAACAACCAUAUUCUGAUUAUCAAUGGUGCCAACAAUGUAAUACUAGACAAUUUCAACAAGAUUUUUCAAAGUGGACUAGUAAAAAUGAAUUUAUUGAUAAAUUUAUUCAAGAAGCACAACUAAAUGCUAAAAAUAGUUAUGAAAUUUUAGAGUGGAUACCUCAUAAUAAAUUAUUAAAUAUUAAUUAUUAUGACAAAGGAGGAUUUGGUGAAAUUCAUAAAGCUACCUGGUCAGAUGGUCCUAUUUUUACUUGGAAUUUUGACAAACAACAAUGGAAUAGACAAACAAGUUAUGAGGUUAUUCUUAAAACACUUAAUAAUUCAUCAAGUUUAGAUAGUAAAUUUCUGAAUGAGUGGAAAUAUCAUUAUAAUUGUCAGAAAAAAUCAUUUUCAAAAUUUAUUCAAUUCUUUGGAAUUACUCAGGAUCCAAGAAAUUCAAAUUAUAUAAUAGUAAUGAGUUAUGCAAAAAAAGGAAGUUUGAGAAACUGUUUAUCUGAUAU
This is a messenger RNA of Rhizophagus irregularis DAOM 181602=DAOM 197198, 526 nucleotides long. NCBI's taxonomy places the organism in Eukaryota, Fungi, Glomeromycota, Glomeromycetes, Glomerales, Glomeraceae. The record is from RefSeq and is a predicted model, not a curated record.